Messenger RNA from Hemicordylus capensis (graceful crag lizard), 1866 nucleotides. It is a transcript of the gene TSC22D4, whose product is annotated as TSC22 domain family member 4. The record is from RefSeq and is a predicted model, not a curated record. NCBI's taxonomy places the organism in Eukaryota, Metazoa, Chordata, Lepidosauria, Squamata, Cordylidae. The transcript is spliced from 4 exons. The coding region runs from base 1 to 1254 and encodes 417 amino acids. Gene Ontology annotation, biological process: regulation of transcription by RNA polymerase II.
AUGAGCGGUGGGAAGAAGAAGAGCGGAUUCCAGAUCACCAGCGUCACCUCUGACUACGAGCAGAAGGAGGCCUCCUCGCCAGGAGGAGGAGGAGGAGGAGGAGAAGCCGCCGCCGCCGCCGCCGCCAAGGGUUCCACCAGCCCCAAAGUGCCUCGCGGGCCGGCCACUGGCGAGGAGGCAGGCCCAGUGGAAGAGGACAGCCUUCAGGCCAACGGAGGCGUCACUGUGCCAAAAAACGGGCCUUCUGCGCCCAGCUCCCCGGGGACGGCCGGGGCACCUUCUUCCCAGGGCCCCGUUGGCAUGGCUAGCUCUCGGUUCCGCGUGGUGAAACUGGACCAGAGCUCAGGGGAGCCCUACAAGCGUGGGCGCUGGACGUGCCGGGAUUUCUAUGAGCAGGAGGUGGACCAGCACCUGGCUGGGCGGCUGGCGGACUCCGCCCGGCACCCUCAGUCUCUGGACUCCCGGCUGGAGGUGGCAGGGCUCCUGGCAAGGCCCCAGAGCCCCUUCAGCCCCCAGCCCCCCCAGCGAGGAGGAGGGGCUUGCCUGCAGUCCCAGCUGGUGCUCCCGGCCCCCGGGCCCUCCAGCCACCAGGCCCGCUCCCUGGGGGGCGGCUUGCCUGUGCUCCUCCACCCCAACAGGACGUCCUCCAGCCCCGUGUCCCUCCUCCGCAGCCCCCAGGCGGUGGCUGAGCCCCGGCCACGGACUCCCCGUGAGGGCGCCAGGCAGCCGGGGGACCAGUCCCCACCCAGCACUCUCCCCACGCUGCUGGUGGAGGAACAGUUGCUCCCCAAGAGCAUCACGCAGCUGAUCCAGCGGGAGACGGAGGAGCGGCACAAGGCCUUGCCUCGAGAGUCCCGCUCGCGCCCAUCCUCCCCGGCUCCCCCGCUCUUCCGAGAUGCCAGCCCCGGCCGCAGGACCUCGGACCCCUUUGGCACUGCCCGCUUCAGCCUGGCCCGCUCCAUGUUUGGCAUGGGGGUGGCCCACGACAGCGAUGACGACAGCGGAACCAACAGCAGCAUGAUCGCCAUCGACAACAAGAUUGAACAAGCCAUGGACCUGGUGAAGAGCCAUUUGAUGUUUGCUGUGCGGGAGGAGGUGGAAGUCCUCCGGGAGCAGAUCAAGGAGCUGUCGGAGCGCAACGCCUUGCUGGAGCAGGAGAACGCCCUGCUGCGCUCCCUGGCCAACGCCGAGCAGCUCACCCGCUUCCAGGCCCAGCUCCACGCGGCCAAGCCCCCCUCCAGCGGCACCGCGUGACCCCAGGCCCCGGUCAGCGGGGGGGCCAAGACUGUGACUCUAUGGGGUGUGAGUUGCAGGGAGGGAGGGAGGGAGGGGGGAGGUACUCACUAAAGGAUUCCCACAGAUGUGAAAUGGGGUGGGGGGCAGCUCCGUACCAGCGCAGCUGGAGGGGUGUGUAUGGGGGUGCGUGUGUGUGCGUGUGUGUGAAGCUGGCCUUUGGGGGUGGGCGUGGGAGGUGGGGAGGAAGGGGGCUACUAACACAGCAUGUGCCUUCAGGGGGUGGAGCCACCGGACUCCUUGGCUCCACCCCCCCCUUUUGGGAGGGGAGCACUCCUCUUUUGUAGACCCCGGUGUGGUUCGCAGCCAGGGGGGAGAGCCAGCAGGGGAGGGGCUUUGGGGCAGAGGCGGCCUGGGGGGGGGUGGCCACAACUGCCAGACUGGUCUCCUGGGGGUGGCUCUGCAGCCAUCCCGCUGGGCCUGGGGAGGGCUGGGUGUGUUGUUUCCAGGGGCCACAGGCCUGCCUGGCGGCCAGGGUGGGGGGCGCAGGCCGGGGGUGGAUGGAGGUGGCAAUACGUUUCUAUUAAGGACACUUUUACAGUAUUUCAGGUUAUUAAAGUACACAAGGAUGAA